CAUCAACACCAGCGCCCAACAUGCCUGCGGACAUCCGGAGCUUCUUUGGGGGCAAAACCUCUCCUCCUAUCAGGGAGAAGGCGACCAACAAAGAGGAAGAUUCCAAGAAGAAACGGGGCAGUAAGUCCACCUGCCUAAAUCUACGUGCCAGAACAAACUAACAUUGUACUAGGAAACCGAAAGGUCGUUGAUGACAGCGAUGAAGAGCCAACGUAGGUAGAUAGUGCUAUCAAAGAAGCCAAAUUUUGAUACGUCAGCAGACCCAAAAAAGCUACGCCAAAGCCAUCGGUUGUCAAGAAACCAGUGUAUGUACACCCAACCUCAUGUCGCUAUACUCCCAUUGACCAUUUGCUAGCAAGAAAGAGUCGCCCAAAGACCAAGAGAUUACGACAGAAGACUACUUUGCAUCAACCAAAUCAAAGCCCAAGCCCAAACCUUCCAAGCCGACAUCCACUCCUACUAAGUCAUUAGCAACCCCCAAAAUUGAUAGUAGUAGCCGAUCAUCCGCUCGCAAAAACAAGCCAAAGACAUAUAGUGAAAACUUGGAUCAGGAUGAAUUGGCGUUUCUGGAUGACGAUGAGGACGCUGGAGAUGAUAUUUUAGCUGCCAAUGUCAGAAAGGGCGGCAGAGAGAAGGAUGCAUAUGUUGAGAUCGAUAGCGACGAUGAGCCAAUGGUAGCAAAACCUAAAAAGCCCGUAUCGAAAAAUAAGGCGGGAUCCAAGAAGGACGAAGAUGUUGAGAUGAAGGACAUUGUCAUGGUGGAUGAUAGCGAUGACAUGGUAAUUGAAAAACCAGCAGCGAGGGCAGUAAGCAAGAAGAGAAAAUCCGUCGACCUGGAAUCUGAGGAGGACGACGACGUUGUACCCAAUAUUAAACCGGUAAAAGGAAAAUCGUCAAAGCAACCUCCAGCCAAAAAGCGAGCUCCAGCGAAGAAGGCCGAAAAGACGGAAAGUGCGGCAGUUCAAGCUAUCCUCAACAACAUUCCUCUUGUACGACCUCCAACGCCUCCAAAAGAUGAAAAUGCGAAAUUCGAUUGGAGAAAAGCCGCCCCUGGUGGUGGUAAUGCUUCUGCCGCUCCUCCUGCACAAGGCUCAAAGGAAAUUCCCGAAGGCGCAGAAAAUUGCUUGGUUGGUUUGACAUUUGUAUUUACCGGUUUGUUGGAAACUCUUUCAAGAGACGACGGAACAGCACUAGUAAAGAGGUACGGCGGUAAAGUCACGGGUGCGCCUAGUGGAAGAACUGAUUUCGUGGUUCUCGGUGCCGACGCUGGUCCCUCUAAGAUCAAGAAGAUUCACGAUCUCAAAAUCAAAACAGUUGAUGAAGAUGGCCUGUUUGCACUGAUCGCAACUAUGCCAGCAAAUGGUGGAGACGGAAAGGCCGCUGAACAGAGCUUGGAGAAAAAGGCAGCAGAAAUGGCCAAGAUCAAGCGAGAGGCCGAAGCCAUGGAGAAAGAAGAAUUGAAGAAAGCUGCUGAGGCCGAGAAGGCAAGAAACAUUGCUGAGAAACUUGUAUCCUCGAAGGGCUCCACCUAUAGACCUCCAGCACCUCGGCCACCACCCUCAAGCUCCUUGCUAUGGACCAGCAAGUAUGCGCCGACGCAAAUUAAUCAGAUCUGUGGCAAUAAGGGCAACGUAGAGAAUAUUCAGUCUUGGCUGAAGGGCUGGUCUUAUGCUCAUAAGUACAAUCACGAGAAGAGAGGUCCGGACGGCCUCGGUGGCUACAGAGCAAUUAUGAUCUCAGGUCCGCCUGGCAUCGGAAAGACAACUGCUGCUCAUCUUGCUGCUAAAUUGGCUGGCUACGAUGUUUUGGAGAGCAAUGCUAGUGACACUCGCAGCAAGAAACUCGUUGAUUCGGGCUUGACUGAAGUAUUGAAUAACACAUCCAUGGUUGGCUUCUAUACUGGAGAUGGGAAAUCUGUCGACGCAAAGAAGAAGAACAUCCUGUUGAUCAUGGAUGAAGUUGAUGGUAUGUCGGCUGGAGAUCGUGGUGGUGUUGGAGCUUUGGCAAAAUUGUGCAAGACGACUGAUAUCCCGAUGGUUUUGAUCUGCAAUGAGCGCGGGCUCCCAAAGAUGAAACCAUUCGAUCACGUUGUAUUUGACAUUAAGUUCCAACGACCCACUGUCGAAAUGAUCAGAUCUCGCAUUGCUACCAUUUGCCAUAGAGAAGGACUCAAGCUUCCGAUGCCCGUUAUUGAUGCCCUCAUCGAAGGUAGUAACAAAGACAUUCGCCAGAUCAUCAACAUGAUAUCGACUGCCAAACUCGAUCAGACUGUGAUGGACUUUGACGAAGGAAAGGCUAUGUCGAAGGCUUGGGAGAAAUCAGUCGUACUGAAACCAUGGGAUAUUUGCGGCAAGAUUCUCAGUGGAGGAAUGUUUGCCCCUUCCAGCAAGGCUACUCUAAAUGACAAAAUCGAAUUGUAUUUCAACGAUCAUGAUAAGAGUUUUCUCAUGGUUCAGGAGAACUACCUCAGCACUAAGCCAAUUCUAGCUGCGAAUUGCCACCCAGGCCGCGAACAGAGAUUGAAGACAUUGGAACUUAUCGACAAAGCAGCUGAGAGUAUCAGCGAUGGAGAUUUGGUGGAUCGAAUGAUUCAUGGCUCCCAACAACAAUGGAGCUUGAUGCCAGUCCAUGGUGUUUUCAGUACAGUAAGACCUGCUAGCUUUAUAUCCGGCAUGCCCACGGGCAGAACAAAUUUUACGGCGUGGCUUGGAAAUAACAGCAAGCAAACAAAGCUAGUUCGUUAUGUCAAGGAAAUUCAAUCUCAUAUGCGCCUUCGAACAUCUGGAGAUCGCCAUGAAAUUCGGCAACAAUACCUACCUGUUCUCUGGACUCAAUUGAUUGACCGACUUCAAAAAGAAGGGAAGGAUUGUGUUGAAGAGGUGAUUAAUCUAAUGGAUAGUUACUUCUUGACAAGAGAGGAUUUCGAUUUCAUUAUGGAGCUUGGCCUUGGACCACAGGACGAGGGUAAUGUGAAAAUCGAGUCUCAGACCAAGGCCACCUUUACACGAUUGUAAGUUGGAAAACAGUACUCUAAAACUUACAGGAUGCUAACUAAAACAAAGGUACAACCAAAAGUCGCAUCCACUGCCUUUCAUGAAGGCUGGUAAUAUCACGGCACCUACAGCAAAAGUCAAGGCGGAAAAGCCGGAUAUUGAAGAAGCUCUAGAAGAUGAUGAUGAAGAAGUCCCAGCUGAUGAGCCAAAGGCCGAGGAGGAUUUGGAGACUAUGUUGAAGAAGGACAAAUAUAUCAAGCAACCAAAGGUUAAAAAGUCGACAACAAAGACGGCCUCUAAGAAGAAGGCGGUCAAGGGUGAUGAUACAGACAUGGAUUCUGAGGAAGAGGUAAAGCCAAAGAAGGCCAAGGCCAAGGUGAAACCAAAGGGCAAGGGAAAAAAGUGAAUCCUUGGUGUCGAUGAGAUAUUGUGAUGUACAUUAUAAUAGGCGCAUGAUACUGGCGGAGGUUGUCAUUGAGUAAAACUCAAUCACGAGAUGACCAUAGGAGCCAAGCAGCAAAUAAAGUAUUUAUUGAAAUAAAGUGACAAUU
Hymenoscyphus albidus is the source of this 3544-nucleotide messenger RNA. The record is from the annotation of a GenBank genome assembly. NCBI's taxonomy places the organism in Eukaryota, Fungi, Ascomycota, Leotiomycetes, Helotiales, Helotiaceae.